AUUUAAACCAAAAGAAGCAAACACGGUUCACGCAUCGCCUCUCACAAAGUAGCUUUUGCAGAACGCUGAGUCCUCAAGAGCAACCCGCAUAAAAGGGGGGGAAAAAAAACAACCAAACAUGGCUUUUCGUGUUACAAGGAACCGCGUGGCUUCCAUUAGGACCGACCUCGAUGGAAAGGCGUGCGGGCCCACAAAGCAGCGAGCAGCCCUUCAGGAAAUUGGAAACGUCCCAACUACUAAAGAGACACAAAAGGCUGUCAAGGUCCAGGCUAUUAAGAAGCCCAAAGCGCCGGCUCCAAAGGAAAACCCUGAGCCCAAACCAAAGGAUGUUGCCGUGCCAGGGGUUGCUCCAGAGUCGACCUCCCCAACCCCGAUGGAGACGUCCGGCUGCGAGCCCGCUGACCUGUGUCAGGCGUUUUCAGAUGUCAUUCUUCAAAGUGCCAUCAGGGAUGUGGAUGCAGAGGACUAUGAUAACCCAAUGCUCUGCAGCGAAUAUGUGAAAGAAAUAUACAAGUACAUGCGUCAGCUGGAGGCUGAGCAGAAUGUUCGAGCCACGUAUCUCCAAGGCCAGGAAGUGACCGGUAACAUGCGUGCCAUACUUAUAGACUGGCUUGUCCAAGUGAGCCUGAAGUUCCGUCUGCUGCAGGAGACGAUGUACAUGACUGUGGGAAUAAUUGAUCGCUUUCUUCAGGACCACCCAGUCCGCAAGAACAAGCUGCAGCUGGUCGGAGUGACCGCCAUGUUCCUGGCUUCCAAGUACGAGGAGAUGUACCCGCCAGAGAUCUCCGACUUUGCCUUCGUGACCGACAGGGCGUACACCACUGAUCAGAUCCGAGAGAUGGAGAUGACGAUCCUGCGUGUGCUCAAAUUCCAGCUGGGUCGCCCUCUUCCCCUGCAGUUCCUCAGAAGGGCAUCUAAGAUUCAUGAGGUAACUGCAGAGCAGCACACGCUGGCCAAAUAUUUGCUUGAGCUGACUAUGGUCGACUACGAAAUGGUUCAUUUCCCACCUUCAAUGGUGGCGAGUGCUGCUUUGGCGCUGACACUGAAGCUUUUGGAUGCUGGGAAGUGGGAUGCGACGCUGCAGCACUACAUGGACUACACCGCUGACAGUCUGGUUCCCGUCAUGGCGCACAUUGCAAAGAACGUCGUGAAGGUGAACGAAGGAAAAACUAAGCAUAUGGCUGUCAAAGGGAAGUAUUCUACUUCCAAACAGAUGAAGAUUGCAACAAUUUCGCAGCUCAAGUCAUCUGUAGUGAAGGAGCUUGCGAUGCAGCUCACACAGUGAGAUUGACUUUUUGGCACAAUGUGCUAUUUUGUACAGAGUUUUUGGCUUUUUACACUUUUUUUUUAAAGUUUUAAUGACUUUUAAUCUCUGUAAAUACUCAAACUUAAUCCCCCUGCAGACUAUCCCAUCUUAACUUGAAGCCCCCUCCAGAUUGUCAAAUUGCAUCUAUUUAUGCUGUUAAUGUGUUAUGCAAGCUUGAGCUUUGUGGUUCUUAAAUGUUAAACAUUAAAUGGUUUUGGCCAGAACUUUGUCAUGGCUUUCUAACCUCUAGAGGGCGCCAUUGGAUAAGGGUAUGAAGUCCUACGUUUGGUUGACUCUAAAGUACAUGUAGUAUUUGACGACCUGAAACCAGUACUGUACAUACUGGGCCUGUCUAUACUUGAACAUUUUCAAGAGUUGAUUUUGCCUUUUAAUUUGAGUCUGAA
This is a messenger RNA of Dunckerocampus dactyliophorus (ringed pipefish), 1710 nucleotides long. It is a transcript of the gene ccnb1, whose product is annotated as cyclin B1. NCBI's taxonomy places the organism in Eukaryota, Metazoa, Chordata, Actinopteri, Syngnathiformes, Syngnathidae. Gene Ontology annotation, biological process: mitotic metaphase chromosome alignment; regulation of cyclin-dependent protein serine/threonine kinase activity; mitotic cell cycle phase transition. Gene Ontology annotation, cellular component: nucleus; mitochondrial matrix; cyclin B1-CDK1 complex. The record is from RefSeq and is a predicted model, not a curated record. Gene Ontology annotation, molecular function: cyclin-dependent protein serine/threonine kinase regulator activity. The transcript is spliced from 9 exons. Bases 119 to 1285 code for a protein of 388 amino acids.